UCUCUUCUGUGUUUGUUUGUUGAUCCUUCGAGGUAAACAGGUCUUUAUUGAUCAUCUGUAAAUGUUUAUGCUGGGAUGGAUCACAUCUAUUGAUGAGGAUCAUUGAUCGACAGUAGCAGAAGGUAAAGAAGCGAGUAGAGAAACCUCUGACUGGAGAAAUUUCACUCCUAUCGGGGACUAGAUCCAUUCUUUCUUCUUUGAGCCAUAAAUCUGCAGUUUUUAAUCUCAAAGGAGGAUUAUCCUGAUCUCUCUCUUGUCUUUAUUAAUCCUCCCCCUCUGUCUGAUCCUCCUCGUCAUCCUUUGGUCUCCCUAAUCUCCUCCUUUUGUUUCCUUCAUUUCUCUUGGUCUCGUGGAAGCUGCUGAACUCUCAGAUUCUCACACAUUAAAUCCCUAAAUCUGGACCUGACUGAACUGUCAUAGGAACCGGUUCUGGUUUUGGACCUGCUUGUUGAUCCAGUUGCGACAGAGGCUGUAAAAUGUUGGCCGGGGAGCGAUCAGCUGUGCUCCUACUCCUCCUCCUCCUCCGUCCUUCCCCCUUCCAGGUGAUGGCGUCCUCCCUCCCCGGCGUGACGGCGUGGAGCGGCGGGACCAGCUCGGCCUCAAACAAAGACUGCGUCCAGGUUGAGACUGGUUCUGGAGGCCUGACAGUCCGCUGCUCUGGACUCCGGCUGACGCAGGUCCCGCUCGGUCUCUCCAACCGAACCUUCUUCCUGCUUUUGAACAGAAACUUGCUCCGCUCUCUGCCGCCAAAAUCCUUCUCUGGUCUCCUGCAGCUCCACGAGCUGGAUCUGUCCAACAACCAGCUUUCCACCCUGGAACCCGGCUGCUUCUAUGGGCUGGAGGACUCUCUGCGCCUCCUCGAUCUGUCGUCUAAUCGGCUCUCCUGGUUGGAGCCGCAGGCGUUCGCCGGGCUGCAGGUUCAGGUCAACUUCACUCACAACCCAUGGCACUGUGACUGCAGCAUGCAGAUGUCCGUGUCUCAGAUGGAUCUGGAAGCAUCUUCUCUAGAGAAAGUGGUGUGCCAGACAUCAGACAUCCCAAACGCUGGAACCGUCGGCCUCCCGCUGGUCUUACUGGUGGAGGACUGGGACCUGUGCCAGUCUGUGAGGAGAACCACGGAUGUGCUGACUCUGAUCACCAUGUUCCUUUGGUUCUUCAUGCUCGUCUCCUACCUGAUCUACUACGUCCGUCAGAACGAGGUGUUUGCUAACCAACACUUUGAGUACAUCAAGUUCCUGGAGAACCGGGAACCCUUUUCCCCCAUAGAGUUCCUGAAGAACCUCUGAGCGGCUCCAACACUUCCAGAUCCUGCUUCCUGUGAGACGAUGAAGGUCGUCUGAGGUCGUCAGGUCCUGAAGGACACACGAAUGCAUCACCAUGGACGCCCAGGCUGAUGGAUACACUAAGAUCUGCAGAUCUCAAACACUCGUAGGGAUUUUCUGGACAGGCGAGCAGCUUCAGCUUCAGCCACGAAAGGACAUUUGGUUUGAACUCCUGUUGAGAACGAGCAAUCCAGAGCUGCAGGAGGAACGACACAAACCUCUGAUUUCCACUCCACCUCCCAGGUUGUUAUUGUGAACAACAACAUGUUAACAGAUCACCUGGUUAAACAAAGGUUUAAACUGA
Oryzias melastigma (Indian medaka) is the source of this 1626-nucleotide messenger RNA. RefSeq names its product leucine-rich repeat-containing protein 3B. Gene Ontology annotation, molecular function: protein binding. The record is from RefSeq and is a predicted model, not a curated record. Gene Ontology annotation, cellular component: extracellular matrix. Lineage: Eukaryota; Metazoa; Chordata; Actinopteri; Beloniformes; Adrianichthyidae. The coding region runs from base 477 to 1286 and encodes 269 amino acids. The transcript is spliced from 5 exons.